AUGAAAUUGCACUCAGUCUUGUUAAAAACAUAUUUCGUCAACUUUUUGGCAUUUUGUGAACUUUUAAGAGACCCAGAGAAGACGACCAGCACUCCAGCCAGCACUGCCCCUCCCUCAAUCCACCUGUUGACACCAGCAACUCACCUGAGCCACACUCCCCGACAGCAGUUCACCAGGUACUCAACAGCCCACAACAACACAAACAGCUUCCCAACCAGAUACCAUUACGUCGACGCCCACAACUACAAUGACGUCAUCAUCGACUACUCGACAGAAGACGAUUCACGAAGAGCUGGAUUUGAUUGUAAGAUCACUCUGCUCUUUUUAUUCUAA
Messenger RNA from Helobdella robusta, 333 nucleotides. RefSeq lists its product as hypothetical. NCBI's taxonomy places the organism in Eukaryota, Metazoa, Annelida, Clitellata, Rhynchobdellida, Glossiphoniidae. The record is from RefSeq and is a predicted model, not a curated record. The transcript has 2 exons. The coding region runs from base 1 to 333 and encodes 110 amino acids.